GCGACUGUAACAAAUUGUGUCAGCAGAUUGUGGGUUGUGUUGAACCGUGAGUAGGGCCUUUUACGUUUCACCAGUCUGGACCCGGCAUAACCAAUGGCAUAACAUGGGCAUUAAUUUGACAGGACGGCCAUUUUUCUAGUUCGUAAUUUUCAUACUUGUCCAUUUGUCAGUGUCAAAAAUAUAAUUAAACGGUUCGUAAUAGAGGCAUUGGAGGCAUGUUCCGUGUUCUUCAGCGAAUUAUUAAGAAAUAACUUGUGUUUUACAUAUUAUACUUAAAUUUAUAGUUUACGCGUUAUAUAAAAUGGAAGUCACUGACGAAAAUCUUGCUACUCUCGCUAAUUACCUUCAACAGACACUAAACCCUGAUCCAAACAUUCGAAGACCGGCUGAAAAGUUUUUGGAGGGUGUGGAAGUUAACCAGAACUAUGCUAUUCUUCUUCUUCAUCUCGUUGAUAAGGAUUCAGCUGAUCUAACAAUAAGAGUUGCCGCAGCAGUAACUUUUAAAAACUAUAUCAAGCGUAAUUGGGCUGUGGAAGAAGAUGGAAGGGAUUGUAUACACGCAUCAGAUAGAACAACAAUUAAAACCCUCAUAGUGUCGCUCAUGUUAAAAUCGCCAGAAGCAAUUCAAAGACAGUUUAGCGAUGCGGUAUCUAUAAUUGGUAAAUCAGACUUCCCAGAGAAAUGGCCUGGACUUAUUACGGAAAUGGUGGAGAAAUUUGCUACAGGUGAUUUCCAUGUGAUAAAUGGUGUGUUAAGAACUGCACACUCGCUGUUCAAGAGAUAUAGGUAUGAAUUCAAAUCACAAAAACUAUGGGAAGAAAUCAAGCAUGUUUUGGAAAAUUUUGCCAAACCCCUCACUGAUCUCUUUGUGGCCACCAUAGAUUUAACGACGAAACACGCAGACAACCCACAAGCAUUGAAAGUUAUAUACGGAUCGUUAGUGCUUAUAUGCAAAGUGUUUUAUUCACUCAACUAUCAAGAUUUGCCCGAGUUCUUUGAAGAUAACAUGCCCAUAUGGAUGCCGAACCUAUUGAAUUUGCUGCAGAUUAAAGUGCCGUGCUUGGAAACUAAUGACGAUGAAGACAAGCCCGGUGUUAUGGAACAGCUGCGUACUGAGAUUUGCGAGUGUGCCGCAUUGUACGCGCUAAAGUAUGAAGAGGAGUUUGGCCCACACGCUCCCAGCUUUGUGACGGCUGUCUGGAACGUUCUACUGUCUACGGGACCACAGACUAAAUAUGAUGCGUUAGUGUCAAAUGCACUGACGUUUCUCGCAAAAGUGGCGGAGAAGAAUAGUUAUAAGAGUCUGUUUGAAGACCCAGCUACUCUCAGCAGUAUUUGUGAGAAGGUGGUCAUACCGAAUAUGGAGUUUAGGGAGUCAGACAUGGAGCUAUUUGAAGAUAAUCCAGAGGAGUAUGUCCGUAGAGACAUAGAGGGUUCGGACGUGGACACUCGCCGUCGAGCCGCCUGCGAUCUAGUAAGGACUCUGGCCCAACAUUAUGAGGAGAAGAUUAUGGCCAUAUUUGGACAAUAUGUUGAGGUGAUGCUGAAGAAGUACGAGGAGAGCGGUGGCCGGGAGUGGCGCUGCAAGGACACGGCAUUGUUCCUGGUGACGUCACUCGCGUCACGCGGCAGCACGCAGGCGGCCGGCGUCACGCGCGCCUCGCCGCUGGUGGACCUGGCGCACUUCGCCACUGCGCACGUGCUCACCGAGCUGGGCAAGCCGCAAGUUAACGAGGUGCCAGUGUUGAAAGCGGAUUCUCUCAAAUACAUUAUGACAUUCCGGACUCUACUGCCGAACGAUUUGUUGAUCACUGCCCUACCUUUACUAAUACAACACAUAAACGGUCGCGGCGUAGUUUGCACGUACGGUGCGUGCGCGGUUGAGAAACUCCUUGCAGGCGGUAUGGUCCCGCGGGCUGCGCUCGAACCGCACGCCCCGGUGCUGCUGCACUCGCUGUUCACCGCGCUCGGCAACACGAACGAGCCCGCGGAGCACAACGAGUAUGUCAUGAAAGCAAUUCUACGCACAUUAUCCUGCCUCCGGGAAUCGUCGCUGACAUACUUGGGCGAGGCGUUGCCAAAACUGGCCAGUCUACUCGCCGUGGUCACUAAGAACCCCUGCAAGCCGCACUUCAAUCACUAUCUGUUUGAAACAUUGUCACUUUCUGUGUCAUUGGUGGUGAAAUCAAACCCAAGUGCUAUUACGGCAUUUGAAGAUGCGCUAUUCCCGAUAUUCCAAGAAGUGCUACAAAAUGAUGUCCAAGAGUUCAUGCCGUACGUGUUCCAAAUGCUGUCCUUAUUGCUGGAGCUGCGCGGCGCCAACAAUGCAGCGGGCGGGGGCGAAGGCUCCGCGUACGCGGCGCUCCUGCCCUGCCUCGUGGCGCCGCCGCUGUGGGAACGGGCUGCUAAUGUGCGGCCGCUUGUGCGACUGCUGUGCGCUUUUAUAGCCACGCAGGACCAGCUUGUUAGGGCUUCGGGCAAAUUGACGGCAAUGUUGGGCGUGUUCCAGAAACUGAUUGCAUCCAAAACGAACGAUCAUGAGGGAUUUUAUCUUGUACAGACGAUGCUUUAUAAGUUCGGAACGACGGACAUGCAACCGUACACAAAGCAGAUAAUGUCUCUGCUAUUCCAACGUCUGUCGUCGUCGAAGACAACUAAAUACGUGCGCGGUCUCAUCGCGUUCUUGGGAUUCUUCGCGGCACACUUCGGCGCUGAUACGCUCAUUGAUCUCAUCGAUUCCAUACAAGCCAACAUGUUCGCGAUGUACGUGGAGCGCGUGCUGAUCCCGGACCUGCAGAAGGUGGGCGGGGCUCUCGAGCGCAAAGCAGCCGCCGUCGGCUGCGUGAAGCUGCUCUGCGACAGCGCGCACUUCAAGCAGGGCUCGCUGGCUGCUCUGUGGCCGCCGCUGCUUCAGGCGCUGAUCUCCGUGUUCGAGCUGCCAGUAGACGAGUCGAGUCUUCCGGACGACCAUUUCAUAGAAGUGGACGAUACUCCCGGCUACCAACCGCAGUACGCACAACUGGCCUGCGCACGCGCAGGGGAUAGAGACCCGCUUGCUAGUAUAGACGACCCCAAACGUUAUCUAGCGGAAAGCCUAGCGGCUAUGUCCCGUACAUGCCCGGGCGAGUUACCGCCCCGUAUAGCAGCACUUGAUGAACCCCAUCGUCUCGCCUUACAAUCAUACCUUGCUGCUUAUGGAGUACAACUGUGCUGAUAUAGGAAUGUUGCGCUCGUUACCGGGCUCAAUUAGUGGACUUGACCAGUGAAAGUUGAAUAUAAGACCAGAAAAAGUGUCCAAGUGAAGAAAAAGAUAUGUUUGCAAAGUGCUUUAUUAAUAGAAGAACUAAGUUAAUGCGCUUGACUGACGAGAAAUAAAGAAAAACAUGUGAAUUUUUUACUGAAAAUAUGGUCAGUAGUCUCAGGAUAAGACAAUAAAAUUAUAUGGUCACUGGAUUUUAAAAAAACGACGUGUGGCACACGGGGACUGCCGCGGUAAAGCUAUUGCAUGCUAUGCCUUCAAGCCACACCUCCGCCCGUCGGA
Messenger RNA from Colias croceus (clouded yellow), 3541 nucleotides. It is a transcript of the gene Cse1, whose product is annotated as exportin-2. The transcript has 19 exons. Gene Ontology annotation, biological process: protein import into nucleus; protein export from nucleus. NCBI's taxonomy places the organism in Eukaryota, Metazoa, Arthropoda, Insecta, Lepidoptera, Pieridae. Gene Ontology annotation, molecular function: nuclear export signal receptor activity; small GTPase binding. The record is from RefSeq and is a predicted model, not a curated record. Gene Ontology annotation, cellular component: cytosol; nuclear envelope. Bases 302 to 3214 code for a protein of 970 amino acids.